AUGUCUGACUCCCUGGCAACGGCAUCCGACGGCGUGUCAGCCAGACUAACAGGAGCGGCCAAAGGGCUUGAUGAAGCAGGUCUCAAAGCGGUGGCGUGGGCCGGAGUGGGAGCAGCCGGUAUAUUCCUCUCUCUACGACUCUUUGCCAGGUACCGCGAGGCGAGGCGUCUAUUCACCGACGACUUUUGGAUGGUGGCUAGCUUUGUGGUCCUCACCGUCAAUGCAAUCCUUCAAACCCUCCAGACGGAGUCUCUGUACUAUAUGAUUUAUGUCUCGAUCGGCCGAGUUCCUGUGGACGAGAAGCUGAUUGUCGAGGGAACCACAUACCUCAAAUAUCAGUUUGCCAUUAUUGGGCUCAUGUGGACUGUGCUGUGGUGUGUCAAGGCCAGCUUCCUCUCGCUGUAUUGGAGAUUGUUCGAUGGCUUGACUCACUACAAGCGCAUCUGGUGGGCUGUGGUGGUCUUUACCGUGCUGGCCUACUUCGGAUGCUGGAUCGCCAGUGCUUGGACAUGUCAUCCACCCAGCACCUACUUCCAGUUCGGCCAAUGUACCAAACCCAUUGAUCAGAAAGGCAGCACAAUCAGCAUCUCGUACUCGACCGCAGUGGAUAUCCUGUCCGACCUCAUGAUCAUGUCGCUGCCUCUCCGCCUCCUGAAAGAACUCCAAGUGACGCGACCGCAGAAGAUCGGACUCGCGAUUGUAUUCUCUCUAGGCUUGGCCAUUAUCGCGGUGGCCAUCAUCCGCCUGACGCAGAUCAUUGGGCAAGCGCGCGCAGAUCCGGUCGGGCUGGCGGUGUGGGGGCUCGUGGAAAGCUCCAUCUCGGUCAUCAUCGGUUCGCUGCCUCCUCUCAAGAGCCUCCUGGGCAAACAAAUACAAAAGUUCACCAGUGCCAUCUCCGGUCGAGAAAGUGGAGGACGUCAGUCAGGAAAAGACCAGAGCGGCCUACAUGCGGGACGAAGCCCGUUCAACUCGGUAGUCUCCAAGUCAGGGGCUCGCCUGAAGUCGGAAUCGAUCCCGCUGGAGGACAGGCCGGGAGCGGGGAGCACCGUCACCGCGCUGAAGAGCGGACAGAUCAUCGUCCAGAAGGACUUUGGAUGGACGCGAAGUCGAGAUGGAGGAUCGGGGAGCAUGGCCACCGACCAGACCGAUCUCGAGAGCCGGAGGCACUCUGAUGAGCACUAUGACUACGACGACGAGGAACGCAUGGUCGCCUCCACGAAAGACGAAGAGGCACAUAUUGGACAUAUUGGCAUCGCCCAGUCUAUUGGUCGCCGGGUGAGCAGCAGACAACAAGCCAAUCGCAGGUCAGUGGGCUACGAUCUCGACACGGAUGGAAGAGUCAAGACGAGCUGGCUGCAGUGA
Molecule: messenger RNA, 1362 nt
Organism: Capronia epimyces CBS 606.96
Lineage: Eukaryota; Fungi; Ascomycota; Eurotiomycetes; Chaetothyriales; Herpotrichiellaceae
Exons: 2
Coding region: 1-1362 (453 amino acids)
Source: RefSeq, a predicted model, not a curated record